Messenger RNA from Ctenopharyngodon idella (grass carp), 5063 nucleotides. It is a transcript of the gene dolk, whose product is annotated as dolichol kinase. The coding region runs from base 278 to 1852 and encodes 524 amino acids. The record is from RefSeq and is a predicted model, not a curated record. The transcript has 2 exons. Gene Ontology annotation, cellular component: endoplasmic reticulum membrane. Lineage: Eukaryota; Metazoa; Chordata; Actinopteri; Cypriniformes; Xenocyprididae. Gene Ontology annotation, molecular function: dolichol kinase activity. Gene Ontology annotation, biological process: dolichyl monophosphate biosynthetic process.
CACGUGAUUAUUCUGACACCACGUGACCCAGUUAUGGCCGCUCCCACCGUCAGCCAGUGAGCAGCUGAUGGUACAAAGCACGAGUCACGGCAAAACAUAAGGAAUACAAUCUUUUGUUUGAGAAGCAAGCGUUCGAUCACAGAGAAAGGGAUCUAAUUUGCUCUGCGCAGGAGGCCGUGAAGUGGACGAUGUUUGUGUGUACAUCAGGAAGUUUCUGACACACUACCAUAUUUGAAGUCCCUCAUUCUUGGAAACCUUUGUCACACGCUCCGCAAUCAUGCAGAUGGAUCCUGUGUUGGUUGAAUCCGCUGUGGUGUUUGCCAUGGUGAUUUCCGUUCACAUGGCUGUGUGGAAUCAGCUGUCCUGGUGUUGCAUCGCUCUGGCCGUCCAGGCUUUCUACGUGCAGCACAAAUGGGAUCGCCUCCUUCGGACCGGCGCCGCCGUGUUCCAGUUCCGCCCUUCAGCCAACAGCGGCGUCUUACCGGCCAGCAUGGUGCUGCCUCUGCUGGGUCUCGCUUUGAGGGGACGCUGCGUCACUGUGGGAAACGUUUACAUGGAGCGCUUCGCCAUGGUCAUAACAGUGAUAGGCAUGAUGCUGGCUCUGUUCCUGUCACUCAUCGCACUGGGAAUCACUCGCCCGGUGCCCACAAACACCUGCGUUAUAGCCGGUAUCGCCAGCAGUGCCAUUCUGUACACAGUGAAGCAAACGCUGACUGUGUCCGAGGUGAUUGAAGUCUUGGAGGUGUUGCUGAUUUUUGUGUACCUCAGCUUGAUCUUGUUGUACUUGCUCCCACGCUGCUUCACUCCCGGCGAGGCCCUCCUCAUCCUCGGCGGGAUUAGUUUCAUUAUCAACCAGCUCAUUAAGCGCUCUCUGGUUUCGUCCGGGAACGCAAACUCUGACCCGCUUCCGUAUUUCCUCCCGGUUGCCGUGUUAGGUUUGGUGCUGCUGGGAAUCUUCUUCGCUGUGCUCUUCGUAUUCAUGGAAUCGGAAACCUGGUCCGCGUCGCUUUUCUUCCACACCAUGACUGCUGUUUUGGGCUUGGGCUUGUUGGUUCCUUGGCUCUCCCUGCUCACGCAGCAUCACCCCGUCACCUGGCUGAUGCAUUUCAUCACUGAGAGCAACACCCGGCUUUGGCUCAUUGGAUUCUGGGCUGCACUUUUGCUUCUAGCUAUUGCCGUUGUGAUGCAUCAAAAUAGUCAUCGUUCGGGCGGCAGUAAGAAGCACCAGGCGUCGACGACCGUGCGGAAGUACUUCCACCUCCUCACCGUGUUAACCUUCGCACCCGGACUCGCGCUAGACCGCCCUCUGCUUCAUUUGUCGGCGGUCGCGUGCCUGUCAGUGCUUUUGUUCCUCGAAUUUGUCCGCUAUUUCCGCAUCCGACCUCUCGGGCCUCCGCUGAGACACCUUCUCACUUUAUUCCUGGACGAGAGAGACUCUGGACCGCUAAUUCUCACUCACAUCUACCUUCUCCUCGGAGUCGCCCUUCCCAUCUGGCUCUCGCCCGGAAACUGCACCCCUAAAGGAGGCCUAGGGGGCGCCGGUGGGCUGGUGCCAUAUGCCGGUGUUCUGGCCGUGGGAGUCGGCGACACCGUGGCAUCCAUCUUCGGCAGCACGGUCGGCGAGAUCCGCUGGCCCGGCACCAAGAAGACCUUCGAGGGCACGGCGACCUCCGUGUUCGCUCAGAUCAUCGCCGUGGUGGUUUUCCUCAUCGCCGACAGCAGUAUAAACCUGAACGCCAGCUACUCAUGGGUGGUGGGCUCAAUCACCAUGGUGGCCAUGUUGGAGGCGUACACAUCGCAGAUAGACAACCUGCUGCUUCCUCUGUACCUCUACAUCCUCCUGCUGCUAUGAGAUCAAACCCAAACUCACAUUAUGCCAAUGCACAGAUAUUAACAGCAUUAAAUUCAUAUGGUACGUUACAGGCCCUAGUAUUAUCUGACAUGGAAUUAUUCCAGUUUUCAAACCAAAAUGCAAAAAUAAAACAUCAUUAGUGUGUUUAUGACCCUAGUACAGUGAAUAAAAAUGAACAGAAAUGCAUUCAAUAAUAAACCAUUUCCUAUAGCAACCUGAUACUAAAACAAAGUGGCACAAAAAUAAACGUUUUAAGGUAAAAUGUGUAUUUUUGUACCACUAGUGGCACCAAAUGGAAUUGCACAUUUUUAUAUCUCCCAUUUUAAUUUUAGUUUUGUGUCGUUUUGUCAUUUUUAUUAGAUUUUGUGGGGUUUUAUAUCUGUAUAUUAUUUUUUUUAUUUCAGUUUUAGUUUGUUAUUGUAGUAUAUCAAGUUAAACUAAAUGAAGAUGAGAAAUGUUACUUUGGCAACUCACUGACAUAAAAUAAGUUUACUUUAUAUUCAUUUCAGUAAAAGGGGACCUAUUAUUUCACAAUAUAAGUCUCUGGUGUUCCCAGAAUGUGUCUGUGAAGUUUCAGCUCAAAAUUUCCCACAGAUCAUUUAUUAUAGCUUGUCAAAUUUGCCCCUAUUUGGGUGUGAGCAAAAACACGCCGUUUUUGCGUGUGUCCCUUUAAAUGUAAAUGAGCUGCUGCUCCCAGCCCCCUUUCCAAAAGAGGGCGGAGCUUUACCAGCUCACGCUUCGGUUGCUCAACAACAACAAAGCUGGAGAAUCUCACGCAGCCAUAAUGAGGAUUGUCAGUAACGGUGUUCAGCCUUAUAUUGUUCAAACCGGAGUCGGACCCUGAUGGAGAGACUCAGGAAGAAGUUACAACUUUUAGAAUGAAACUGGACGUUUCUGAACGGUUAGUGGAUAAAUUAAUGUAGUUGCUGUGGAGUUGAUUCAACUCAUCGACUAGCAUGUGCCGUCAUGUUAAUCUUUUGUGCAAAUCCAGUGUUGAAUUGACCCUCAUUUGUGAAGCAGUCCGGCGUAAAAUGACGGCAUGACAACAACACUCUACUACAACAGCUCUUCCUCUUCUCUAAAGCAGCCCAACAUGGCCUCGUUGCGUGUUUUCGGGGGCAGGGUUUAUGUAAAUUAUGGGGUUUGUGAUGUCAACAACCCGGGAAGAAGCUCGUUGUAGUCCCUAAAAAGCGAUUUCUGUAAAAGAAAAUAUCUCCCUUUGCAUUGAACUUUGAGCGUCGUAACUUUGCAGAUGUUGUUUAUGCUCAAACAGCAACAUCACACACUAACUAAAGUUAAAAAAGUGAAAUCAUAAUCAAGGAUCCCUUUAACAUUUAUUAUAUUUCAAGUAACAAAACUAGUUAACCAUAAUAACAAUGGUUUGAAAACACAGUUUGGUGCCGCUUGUGGUGCAGAAAUAACUGCAGCUUUAAGGAUUCUUCAUUCAUAUUUUGUAUUUUUAUUUUUCAAGGUUUACAUGUGAUAAUUAUGCUGUUUUGAAUGUUUAUUUUGUGUGUGCUCACGGGAAGCUCUGAUGUCUUGAGUUGCUGUUAAUAUUUCAUUCGCUCAAAUCCUGCGUCUGUCACUCCAGUAUAAAUGACAGGGAUUGAGUUGCACAUUAUUAAUAUUAAAGAAAGAAAUGGAAAAUGUAACACCCUUUAUCAAUGCCUGCACUUGCUGAUAAACACACAUCUUGGAUGCAAACACUGAACGAAGGGCACGAUUUCUACAAUUUGCUUAUUUAAUUUAGGUGAAUCUCAUGAGAACUUUAUUUUUCUAUAGAGCUGCUUUCCAAACAACACGUAUCGUAAAAGUGCUAUACAAAUUUAAUUCAAUUAAAAAUCAAAAGUAAUAUUUUGCAUGAAAUUUGCCUGUUUUUAGGACCAUAUGAUAUUUGUGAUAAUUAUGCACAUUACAAAUUGCAAACAUACUUGACCAAUUUAAUAAUAUUUAAUUAAAUAAUAAAUAUUUAAUUAUGCAUAUUAAUGGUUCUUAAAACAGGCUUUCAUCCAAAUAUAAUUUUCUUUGUUUUUAUUUUUGUGUGUGUGUGUGUGUGUGUGUGUGUGAGAAAUAUGGCAUGUUUUUGACGUUUCAUCAGAUUCACCCAUUUAUCAAAAUGUAAUUUCUCCUUUCAGUCCUUUAUUACAGCAUAUUAUGCAUCACUUGAGCCAUUGAAGAACACUUUUGUUUUUCUAUUAUUGUAUAACCCUGUACAAAAACACUCAAAUAUUAUUUUGAUGCUAUGAAUAGAAUACCUGCCUUUAUGUCCAAUGCAAUAGGAAGGACCGGUAGCACAGCUUGUCGCCUUAAAAAGUGUUUUGUAUUCUAGUUCAGUGCUAUCAGUGGUCCGUCUGCAUGGGUCUGUAUGUAGAUAUUAAUGUACAGAUCACUGUCCUGUGAAAGCAUGUAUGCAAUUGAGCUGUUGUGUCUUAACUCUGAUAAAGAUGGCGUAAUUCAAGCAUUUUGUAAAUUAUGUAUGUUUAAACUUUAAUUUAUUAAUGAUAUUUGACCGAGGCCUUUUACGUAGUUAUUGGCGUUUUGUGUCGAGUGGAUUACGUUGACAGUUGUCAUGGGAACUGUGGCUGAAGCAUCAGUCACCUGUUCAGUUUGCAAUGCGUUCUGGGACAUUUAAAAGUGACACUCGGCAUCUGUGGACAUGUGCAUGACACUCAUGUGUAAACUCGUUUUUUUAACUACCUGGCAAUUGUUAUAAAAUGUGUUACUUUAUGGUCCAUAUUUUGACAUCGGGAUUUGACACAGAUUGUUGGAUUUUUAUUUUGUAAAUGGUCAUUUUAAUAUUUUGUGUAUAUUUACAGAAUUUGUUCAGUUACUUUGCAUCAAAAGAAUGGUUGAAUAUCUUUUACAACAAAAGUGACCCAGCAUGAAACACUGUAAUAAUUUGAACUUUCAAAAAUGUACUUUUGUUGGAAUAGUUGAAAUUUUUCUAUGUUAAGUAUCUUUUUUUUUUUAAUUGAUAUUGAUAUCUUUAUUGAAGUUUGUUUUAAAUCGUUUUCACCUAUGACUAUAAAUAUGAUUUUCCUGUCAUGAGAACUGCCGUUUGGUCCUUUUAUUUUCUUCAUCUGGAAAUCCAGAUUAUUCAUAUGAUCAAACAUUCAUAACUUUUCUAUAUUGUAUUGAUUUUGUUUGGUGCACAGAGAAUGGUGCAUUGAAGGAAAUAAACUGUAUUUCUAAUAAAGUUAAAUGUUUCUUG